GCACACGAACGCAACCUUUGCGAACGCCAACUUUGAUUGGUCAACUGCGUGCUUACGUCACUCAGCAUUUAGCAACCUGAACGACGCGUCGCGCUUCAGUGUAGAUUAAAACUACGGACACAUAUGCGAGUGAAUGAACGAAAACAUUCGGAGCUCCAGAAGCGCAUUGUGGUCAGAUGAAUGAGACAUUUAAAGUUUUAAUGAACAUAUUUAUGUUCUUUUAGACUGUCAAACUGUCAAAUAUGGAAAAUGAUUGACAGAAGUUUUGCCAGCUUCCGUUAAACUUGGAUAAGUUGUCGCCGAGCAGGUCUGCAGAUGGUCAAAUCAUGGAUUCAUCAUUCCGAAAGUUGGAAAAACUGGAAAAUAAUAAGAAUGGGACAGUAAAGCAGGUGCUCCUGGAUGGAUGUGUGCCCUUCUCUCAUCAGGUGGCCGGACAUAAAUGCGGGAUCAAUAACACCGGUGUUCUGCAGCAUCCUGAUGGGACGAUCCUGAAACAGCUACAAGCUCCUCCGAGAGGCCCACGAGAGAUGAACUUCUACACACAGGUAUUUGCUAAAGACUGCACAGAUACAAGGCUACUGGAGCUGCAACAACAUCUUCCCAAGUUCUAUGGCACAUGGGCACCCCGAGAGUCACCACAUGACCUAUAUCUGAAACUGGAAGAUGUGACGAGGAGGUUCUUUCGGCCCUGCAUCAUGGAUGUGAAGAUCGGGAGGAGAAGUUACGACCCGUUUGCAUCAUCAGACAAACGUGAAGAGCAGAUUAGCAAGUAUCCUCUAAUGGAAGAGAUCGGGUUCCUGUUACUGGGCAUGAGGGUGUACCAGAUCGACUCAGACAGUUACAUUGCUCAUGACCAGCUCUAUGGACGCAGUCUCGGAAAGGACACCAUUAAAAAUGGCUUGACUAGAUUCUUCCACAAUGGUCAAGAAUUACAGAGGCAUGCAGUUUCUCUGAUCAUCUCUAAAAUCCGGAGCAUUCUUCGCUGGUUUGAGAGCCAGACUCAGCUGCAUUUCUAUGCCAGCUCUCUGCUGCUGGUUUAUGAAGGCUCUCCUCACACAAUCAAUGAAUCCAGACACGAGCCAGCUGAUCCAGGAACAGAACAUCAGCAGGGGGAGCCACAGAGCAACUCUAACAACCCCCAUGAGGCUUUGAGCUUUCAGAGCAGUUUAAGACACAGUCAUCCGUACUGCCACGUCGUUCAGCAUGAGAGGAACGCCAACGGAAAGUGUGGAGGAAGUGUGAAAGAGAAAGAUGCGGAAAUUGGAAAGGGGGAUAAAAAGCAGUUUGGACAGGAGGAGGCAGUGGAGGUGAAGAUGAUCGAUUUCGCUCAUGUAUUUCCCAGCAACUGUCCGGAUGAGAGCUACAUGUACGGACUGAGGAACCUUCUCUCAACUUUAGAACAAAUACUAAAGGACUGACAUCUGACCUCCUGAGAGAGUCCAUCUCUCUCUGUCUUCUCUGGUCAGAUGCUUCUGACUGCUGUUUUAAAGCCAGUGGAGAUCACAUGCAUACACAUGCCUUAAUUUGGAAAAUAGGUUUAUUAUAUGUUUAUAGGGAUAUGUUUCUUAAUGUUUUGAGAUAAAAGAGUUGAUUGCAUAAUGAUAACAUACUGUAACUUUCAGAACUCAAGUCUCCGGAUAAAGGCUGUCACAGUUGACUGUCAGCAACUAAUAAUUUACUAAAAAUAUAGGUACUGUAGGACUCAGGGAAAAAUUAUUCAUUAAUUAUGAUAAAGCAGUUCAUCUGUGCUGUCAAAACACACUUACAAUGUAAGUUACCGAUGUCUCAUAAUGACUUCACUUCUGAUGCAACUAUUAAUGUUUUUAUUCUAAAAAUGCACUGAUUCCAAAGUAAAUUAUAGUUUAUUUUUAACAUGUUUGUUUACCUUAUCUAUAUAUGCACAUUGGUAAUUUAUUUUAUUUUUACAAGUAUUUACAGUUAAUUUGGGCUAAUAUGAAUGCGUAAUGCAUUUAAAAAUCUACACUAGCAGUCAAAAGAUUUUUAAUAGAAGUCUCUUCUGCUCAACAAAGCUGCAUUUAUUUGAUCCAAAAUACAGCAAAACCAGUAAUAUUGUGAAAUAUUUUUUACUAGUUAAAAUAACUGCUUUCUAUUUGAAUAUAUUUUAAAAUGUAAUUUAUUCCUGUGAUCAGAGCUACAUUUUCAGCAUCAUUACCCUAGUCUUCAGUGUCACAUGAUUCUACAGGAAUUAUUCUGAUAUGCUGAUUUGCUGUUCAUGAAACAUUUAUUGUUGUUGUUAUUAAUAUUUAAAACUUUUAAAUAUUAUGGGGAGUAUGGACAUUAAUACUUUUAUUUAGCAAGGAUGCUUUAAAUUGAUCAAAAAUGAUGAUAAAAACAUUUAUAAUGUUACAAAAGAUGUUUAUUUCAGAUAAAUGCUGUUCUUCUGAACUUUCUAUUCAUUAAAGAAACCUGAAAAAAUUAUACUCAGCUGUUUUCAACAUAAUAAUAAUAAUAAAAUGUUUUUUGAGCAGCAAAUCAGAAUGAUUUCUGAAGGAUCACAUGACCAGUCAGUAAUGAUGCUAAAAAUUCAGCUUUAAAUCACAGGGAUAAAAUACAUAUUAAAAUAUAUUCAAAUAGAAUGCAGUUAUUUUAAAAAGCAAAAAUAUUUCAGAAUUUUACUGUUAUUGCUGUACUUUGGAUCAAAUAACUGCAGGCUUGGUGAGCAGAGGAGACUUCUUUAAAAAAAACAUCAAAAAUCUUACUUUUUAAAAACUUUUGACUGGAAGUGUAUCAAGAUUUGUAGAACUUUUAUUGUUUGAAAAUAUGAAAGGUUUUUAAGAACAUGUUCAAUGUUAUUAUUCAAUGUUUUUAUUGUUCAAAUAAAUGUGAAAUUUUAAAGUUA
Messenger RNA from Labeo rohita (rohu), 2860 nucleotides. It is a transcript of the gene ipmka, whose product is annotated as inositol polyphosphate multikinase a. The record is from RefSeq and is a predicted model, not a curated record. Gene Ontology annotation, biological process: inositol phosphate biosynthetic process. Gene Ontology annotation, cellular component: nucleus; cytoplasm. Lineage: Eukaryota; Metazoa; Chordata; Actinopteri; Cypriniformes; Cyprinidae. Gene Ontology annotation, molecular function: inositol tetrakisphosphate kinase activity; inositol-1,4,5-trisphosphate 3-kinase activity. The transcript is spliced from 6 exons. The coding region runs from base 327 to 1418 and encodes 363 amino acids.